ACAACACACUGACUUCUGGACGUGGUCAGGGUGGCUUUCUCUGGCUGGCAUGGACUUGAGCAGAAACUCGUUGCCGGCUUCCUCCUUGCACGAGCACCGAGUGAUUCCCAGGUCCCCCAUCCUCCCCUGGGACAUCGAGGACACACAAAAACCUUGUUCACCCUCCACUGAGAGCGGGGCUAGAGAUGGAUGCUGAGUACAGGAAGGGUGUGUGAGGAUUCCUUUGGCUCCACUCUUGUUUCCAACUAUUGCCGGUCCUAGGCGCCCAGUCCUGAGCAACCAUGACGAUGGAGACUCUCCCCAAGGUUCUAGAGGUCGAUGAGAAGUCUCCAGAAGCCAAGGACCUGCUGCCCAGCCAGACCGCCAGCUCCCUGUGCAUCAGCUCCAGGAGCGAGUCUGUCUGGACCACCACCCCCAGGAGUAACUGGGAAAUCUACCGCAAGCCCAUCGUUAUCAUGUCAGUGGGCGGUGCCAUCCUGCUUUUCGGCGUGGUCAUCACCUGCUUGGCCUACACCUUGAAGCUGAGUGACAAGAGUCUCUCCAUCCUCAAAAUGGUAGGGCCUGGCUUCCUGUCCCUGGGACUCAUGAUGCUGGUGUGCGGGCUGGUGUGGGUGCCCAUCAUCAAAAAGAAACAGAAGCACAGACAGAAGUCGAAUUUCUUACGCAGCCUCAAGUCCUUCUUCCUGACUCGCUGAUGGUGGUUUCCACAUCUCCCUGCCACCUUGACUGGGAGAAGAUCUGAUGACCAACAUCUGACAUCCCUGUCUCCUCUGUGGGGUGCCAUAAAACUGAUCCAGGAAAAUGCUCUUCCUGACCCUGUGGGGAAGAUGGAGCUCCACCCUCCAUGCAGCCGGGAAUGUUGCCAGAUGUAUCCGCUUGAUCUCUAUUCUGACUGAUGCUUCCUUGGAUCCCGGCUGUGGCCUUCCCUUUGGUCACUCUAACCCCCUGCCCCUGCAUCCAGGCAUCAUUCAUCCAACUCUCUCUGCCAAGUGCAAUGCAUGCUGGGAAAUUCUUCGAGGGUGGGCUAUGCCCAAGGGAGAACCUCAUGUUUACAUAUCUGAGUGCCAGAGCUGGAUUCUUCAUUUGCAUACUUCUGGAACCAAAACUGACCCACGGAGGUCCUUUACAGAGGAGGGAGGGAUGGCUGAGCUCUGACCCAUUGGGUUUGACAGCCCUAGCUCCCUUAGCAGACUUUCAAGAUCACAAGUAUCAAACAUUCCAAAGACUGAACAACGAAGGGAGGCCUGGGAAAAACACUCUCCAAGAUGGCACGUGCCCCUGGACAUGACAACAUGACUCUAGGGGUUAGUCAGCUGAAGAAGUUUAGUUCCUAAUUAUAUAAUAUUUACAUCAGAGGCAGUGGGGUAGGCUAGGGGAUGUCACUGUUUCCGCUUGACCUUAUCUUUCUCAUUGACCACUGUCUUCUCUGAACUUGAUCAUUAGCCAAGGACAAAAUGCAUGUUGCCCUAAUUUCUUUCCUACCCCUGCGUCUAUCUCUGCAUCUAGAACAGCUAAAUGGAAAGAUACAGAGGGAUCCUGUAAGGUUGUUUUCCCUUUCACGUCCAUCAAGAUCAAAAUUGAGAGAAUCAAGUUCCAUAUCUGAAUGAUCUGUAGGUUUCUAGAGAUGGAAUUCACGUCAGAAAAUUCCAACUUCUGUUAUCCCUGCCCCCACCCACCAUAAAAGCCAACAUUUAUUAAGUGUCGCACUCUGGGAUAAGCCCUGGCUGGGGGCAAGACACGGUCCCUGCUGUCUUCUUGCUUCCCGAGGUGAGAGAGGCAGCCAAGCCAACUGGCGAAAUGUGGGUGGGUGUGGGAACACAGGCGGUGUCUACCCUAGACUUGAUAGAGGACGGAGAAAUUCCUGGAGGCCACGUCCUCCAACCCAAAAACAAAAGGAAAGAUAAGAGUUACCAAAGAGGGGAAAGAACGGCAUUGGAAGCAGCAGGAGCUGCUAUGCGUGUGCAGGAGUAGCUUGGGGAAGGAGAAACAUGAUGGAAUUAGGAAACUGCACGGCCAUUUGUCUGACCUCCCAGAUGUUUUUACUUCAUCCCUCUCUUGCCUGGCUUCCCACCUCUUCACCAAGUGCCUGGCGCAGCUUCUCCUGGAGGCACAUUGAGGGCCUCCUGGUGUCUAUGAUAGAGACGGGAAGUGGGUUUCCAGAGGGCCUGGCAAGCAAAGAGUCCCUGAGAAGUAAGUGCUUCUGUAACUCCCUGUGGCAACCAAGAGGCCCGUAGGUGAAAGAACAGAAGCAGUACCUGUGAGGGAGCCAGCCACGCUGCCCUAGGCCAAAGACCCCUGGAGAGCAUUUGGUAAUGAGGUGUGAGAGGAGAGCAUCCUGCACCAGAAUCACCCUUGUCUUGAGCUAAUUCUCUUCACUCCUCAGCCUUGUGGCCUUCCCAGUCACCAUGGCCCUCCAGAUAUCCCCAUCCUGCAUGGCAGUUCCAUAUGCAGAGCCAGAAUCCAUCCUUGUUCCUUCUGCAUUGUGAGAAAAUCCAUGGAGGCAAGCACUUGUGUCAUGGGGACCACCCCUUACCUGACCCACCCACGGAGUCAGAGUUUGGGGAACUCAUGGCCGUUGAGGCUCACCCAGGAUGGCCAUAGCCUUCAUGGAGACCCAUGCCAGUGUGGCCAUGUCUCUAGCUCACCUCUAGCCCUGCACACAGGUGGUCAGGACCAAUCUUGGGAGUGUUGCAAGUGCUAUGUCGUUAAUUGUAGUUUUAGUGCUUCAGUGACAAACCUUGCAGAUCAUUUCCCUUCUUCUGAGAUGAAUGCAGAUUUGAUGGCCCUAUAAUAUUACUCUUGCAUUCCUCGAUGCAUUCUUAAAUGGGAGCAAAUGGGAUGGGCUCCAGAUCACUCACUGGAAACCCACACUCCAGGUGCCUCAUUUCCUCUGCCCAGGAGAUUGUAGCCUGGGCACAGCUAUAUGAGGAGGGCCCAUUUGGAUACUGCUAUCAUGGAUGUCUUAGUGGAAGGAAGUUUAGGGAUAACCACAACUCUAGAAGUCCAGGUUCUGGACUCACUUUGCAGACUCUAGCAGUACCUGCCUCCAUUCCCUGCCCACUCAAGCUAGUUUCUCAGCAAAGAGAAUAUGAGGAAAUAUCCCCAAACAUCAUCAUCCCCACUGGGAUCCUCCACAUGAGUGUGGGCUGGAAAGGUUCCAGGGUCACACUGAGGCAGGACAUUUUUUGCCAAUGCCUGUUGCCCCAUGGAAGGCUGAGGUACGGAUGCACCUGAUCUGGAAAUGCAGCCCAGGUCAGACUCCACAUUUCUGCAACAAAGCAUCACCUGCAAUGACUCUUUUCACGUCAGUGGGUCAAAGGACAGAACCAGCUUCCAUGUUUUAGGCUCACUAGAUUGUAUCACGCUCCCCAUGGCUAUUCUGUUUGGGAGAAUUUGAUCUAACCCGAAGCCUAAAGGAAUCAAUGUAAUGUUGAAUUGUAUUCUAUGUAACACUGUCUGCUGUGUUUUCAUUCUUCUCUUCAGGAAUUUCAAGACCAUGUCCACCAAUUAAUUCAUCUAAAAUGCACCCCACCCUCCAUUGCCACACAUCCUUCUCCCCAGAUUGCUGCCUGGGAGAAAAUGGACAGAAUGGAUUUUGUGCAUGGUUCCUCAGGCAUCUUGUAGGAGCUGAUGACCCUACUCUGAGAUGCUGACGGGGCAGAGACCAGCAGCUUCCAACUCUUUCCAUCCUCACAAGCCAAGUACUGAGACCAAAAAAAGAGAUAUCAAGAAAGAACCAUCCAGAAUGAAUCAGUGUUUUGGGGCAAGGCAGGCAGCUGCUCCAGGGUCAGCCUAUCAAUGUCCCCAGUAACUGACAAGAGCAGGCACAAGGAGCAGGUGCAGUUCAGCUUCCCAGGUCUCCUUUCUUCCAAGCCCCUUCUCCUCGUCUCCUGUGCUGGCCUCCUCUGCCCCUCCAGCCUUUUAAUCCUGACUCUCUUACACUUGGCUUCCCACCAAACUCACUGUGGCCUUGACUUUCUGCUUGCACUAGCUGGCUCAAUCCAUAAAGGAAAUAAGAAAGCAACUGGUGGUAUGUCUGGGUAGAGCAAAGGAUAUUUUAUUCCUCCUUCAAUUCCUGCAACAUUGCCAGAGUCAUGACCCCCCACCCUUCUUGACCCUCAUACCCAUCUCCUCACUAUCUCCUGCAGUCAAAGAUCAGAGGGCACCAGAAAACCAAAACCCAGAGCUUCAAACAUGUCUGAUAUUAAAUGUGGGCAAGGAAACUACCCAGGGGGUGUACCUGGGGAUGCUGCUGGGUGGCAACCAC
This is a messenger RNA of Gorilla gorilla gorilla (western lowland gorilla), 4267 nucleotides long. It is a transcript of the gene PIRT, whose product is annotated as phosphoinositide interacting regulator of transient receptor potential channels. Gene Ontology annotation, cellular component: plasma membrane. Gene Ontology annotation, molecular function: phosphatidylinositol bisphosphate binding; transmembrane transporter binding. The coding region runs from base 282 to 695 and encodes 137 amino acids. The record is from RefSeq and is a predicted model, not a curated record. Gene Ontology annotation, biological process: positive regulation of cation channel activity. Lineage: Eukaryota; Metazoa; Chordata; Mammalia; Primates; Hominidae. The transcript has 2 exons.